Lycium barbarum (goji berry) is the source of this 1323-nucleotide messenger RNA. RefSeq names its product B-box zinc finger protein 22-like. Gene Ontology annotation, biological process: photomorphogenesis; regulation of DNA-templated transcription. Gene Ontology annotation, cellular component: nucleus. Gene Ontology annotation, molecular function: zinc ion binding. The transcript is spliced from 5 exons. The record is from RefSeq and is a predicted model, not a curated record. NCBI's taxonomy places the organism in Eukaryota, Viridiplantae, Streptophyta, Magnoliopsida, Solanales, Solanaceae. Bases 21 to 965 code for a protein of 314 amino acids.
UUUUGGGCGGUGGUGGCAGGAUGAAAAUUCAGUGUAACGCGUGUGAGAUAGCAGAGGCAAAAGUAUUGUGUUGUGCUGAUGAAGCAGCACUUUGUUGGUCAUGUGAUGAUAAAGUUCAUGCUGCAAAUAAGCUUGCUAGUAAACACCAGAGAGUGCCUCUUUCUGCUUCAUCUGCACCCAUGCCCAAGUGUGACAUUUGCCAAGAAACUGUUGGCUAUUUCUUUUGCCUUGAGGAUCGGGCUUUGCUCUGCCGAAAAUGUGACAUCGCUAUUCACACCGCCAAUGCUUAUGUCUCAGCUCACCAGAGAUUCUUGCUGACUGGAGUCAAAGUGGGACUUGAACCUAUCGAUCCUGCUACAUUAGCAUCCUCAGGGAAGUCACAUUCUAUUCAGAAGGUUGUGGAGCAAGAAUCUCCUCCAAUUCCUAAGAGUACUACUCCUGUGUCAUCACAUGCUCAGUGUGACGGCGUAUUACCUGUCCAGACUAGUGGGACUGGGGAUCUUGCACCUGGUAGACUUCCAUUGGUUGGAGGUUCUGCAGCUGGAAUCAUUCCACAAUGGCAGUUUGAUGAACUUCUUGGAAUGGGUGAUUUCAAUCAUAAUUACGGAUACAUGGAUUACGGGUCAUCUAAGGCUGACAAUGGAAAGCUUGGAGAAUCAGAUAACUCUCCAAUCUUGAGAGAUGCUGACGCAGAAGUUGAAGGUGAUGAGUGCUUUAGUACUGAGGUGCCAGAUACAUGUUGGGCAGUGCCACAAAUUCCUUCGCCGCCAACAGCUUCUGGACUAUACUGGCCAACGAAAACUUUCCAGAAUCCAUUUGAUGCUGGAGUGUUGGAAUCUGACCUUAGUUGCUUCCCUUCGCAGAACAUCCAACAUCAACAAUCAAAUGGUUGUGGUUUCAAAAGGAGAUUUUACCUCAAUGGAUCAUGUUAUAGAAGACGCCAGUGGGUUUCCCAGGGUAUCUGAAACCAGCUCGAUAUCUUCAAAAGCUCUUCACGGAUGGAAGGAGGUAUUUGCUCGGACUUCAUGAUAAACAAAGUGGCAUACAUGUGGGGGUACUGUCUGGUUUUGCUAUCACGUGAACGUUGGAGUUGGUCCAGUUUUUGAUACCUGCAGUAGCUAUCUAGGUCUAUCAUAUGUUCAAGUGUAACAAGUUCUGGUAUCAAUAGUUUAGCCGCAGAAAAUAGUUUCAUCGUUCAUGUUAGUUACAGAAUGGUGUUAGUUACAGAAUGGUGAUACGGUAAGAGCUUUUUGUCUCCACUUGUAGCGCUACCUAUAAAUAACAGGCACUAAUCAGCUUAUGAAUGAUAUCUGUUUUGUUUCU